This is a messenger RNA of Trifolium pratense (red clover), 2030 nucleotides long. RefSeq lists its product as uncharacterized. The transcript has 9 exons. Bases 706 to 1578 code for a protein of 290 amino acids. NCBI's taxonomy places the organism in Eukaryota, Viridiplantae, Streptophyta, Magnoliopsida, Fabales, Fabaceae. The record is from RefSeq and is a predicted model, not a curated record.
GCACUGUUACUGAAUUCCAAGAACCACACCACAACCAUCCAUUAUUAUCUCUCCUUUUCAUUUCCUUUUCCUUAAUUAUUUUUAAAAUCAACAAUUUUCAUUUUCUUUUUUCCUUUUUCUGCUUCCUUAUUGGUAGAGUUAUAACCCAUCUCUUGUCCCUCUCUCUCUCUCUAUCAGAGAGAGAAUGAAAACGUAGAGAGAGAAAAAAGAUAGAGUGAAUAUGUUAAUGUGUCACAAACCAAAACAGUGUACAAAAAGUAGCAAAUGCCAAAUGGUAGUAGUAGUGCAGUUAUAGUACCAUUGUUUUGUAGUGUGUAAGAAAGUAAAAGCACCCCUCAGCUCAACUAUAGUCGGAAAGUUGCUAUACUACAUAAAAGGCUCUCUAUUUUUUAGCUAAAGAUUGGAUUUUUAAGGGUUUUUGAUUGUGGGGUUCUGUUUAUUUCAUCUGGGUCAUCACCAAUUUCCUUGUAGCAGAUAUGGUUGCUUAGAGCUUUCUUUGGGUAUUGGAAAUUGGAAUUGGGUAUUUGUUUUUGUUCUGAAUAGAAGAAGAAUUUAAAGUUAAGAGUUUGAUCUUGGUUGUGGUUGGAUACACUGAAUUAUUGAAUUGGUGAAGACUUUUUGAUUUUUUUGUUUGGAAAUGGUGGUUGGUGCUGUUUGGUGAAUUGGGAAAAUUGUUAGAUAGAAAUAGUAAAGAGAGAGAUAAAGAUGGAGGCAGAGUCAAACAGAGGUUAUCAUAAUGAAGACAUAAAUUCAUCUAUGAGUAGACAUGCAAUAUCAUUUCAGCAUGGUGGUAUGAAUAAUAGCAUGUCAGAGAUGGUCCCAAUGGGUAAUUAUUUUGGGUUAAGUAGUUCAUCUGGGAUGAUGUAUCCUGGAAAUUCAUCUUUCAUCAACAGCAGCAGCAACCAGGUUGUAUGUCAACAAGGUGGUGGUGGUGGUGGUGGUGGUAAUCCAUCUAGCUCUUCUCUUCUUCUUGAUUCAGUCCCAGGGCUUAAGCAUGACACAGGGUUGGCUGUUGAAUGGUCUCUUGAUGAACAGUACAGAUUGGAGGAGGGCCUUGCUAAUUAUGCCAAUGAGCCAAGUAUCAUGAAGUACAUCAAAAUUGCUGCAGUGUUGCCUGAUAAAACUGUUCGCGAUGUCGCUUUGAGGUGUAGGUGGUUGACAAGAAAGCGAAGGAAAUCAGAGGAACACAGUACGGGGAAGAAGAUCAAUUAUAGAAAAGAUAAGCCGGUGGAGUUACCAUCACAAUCAAAUUUGCAUUCGGCACUGCCCCCAAGCAUGGGGUCAUAUUCUCACAUGUCACGCGUUAUGGGACAAAGUCAACGGACACUAUAUGAUGGAAUUUGUGGGCCCAUGAAGCAACUCAUGGAGCAGAAUGCUCAAGCUUUUAAUCAAAUCUCGGCCAAUUUAUCGACGUACAAGUUGCAGGAUAACAUUGACCUAUUUUGCCACACAAGGCACAAUAUUAAUACCAUUCUAAACGAUAUGAGUGAGAUGCCUGGCAUUAUGAGCCAAAUGCCGCCACUGCCUAUUGCCAUUAAUGAGGAUCUUGCAAGAAGUAUUUUGCCUAAUAGAACUUAGUGCAUCCAUUGUUGUAGAGAGGUUAGCAUCAUUCAUCGUGUGAAAGUCUUGGCCGCAACCGUUUUGGUGCUGCAUGCAAUGGAAGAGUCGGGGAGUAACUCACAAAUACACAUCUCAGGAAUUUCUUUCCAGUGAGAUUCUAAUCCAUCUUUUGAUCUUACUGUUCCCUGGUUUGAUUAUUUUCAUUUGAUACAAAACUUGGAACUCGUGUAUAAAUAAAUAAAUAAAUAAAUAAAUCUUCCUUGUAAGAAAAGAAAAUGAAAAUAGGAAAGUGAUUAAUAUAUUAAGGAUUUGAACUGAAUGCACAUUUAUAAAUUAUAGAUAUAUUAGAAUAUUGAUUGGAGUAUGGUACUAGUUUAUUGUAAGAUGUGAAGGAAACUCAUUAUUAUGUACAUAAUGUCUUUGUUAUGAAUUUAGCUUCUAUAAAAUAAAUAGUGAUUCAUUUUGAAGGA